Propithecus coquereli (Coquerel's sifaka) is the source of this 2518-nucleotide messenger RNA. RefSeq names its product kinesin light chain 4 (gene KLC4). The transcript has 17 exons. Bases 185 to 2098 code for a protein of 637 amino acids. Gene Ontology annotation, cellular component: kinesin complex; membrane-bounded organelle; cytoplasm. Lineage: Eukaryota; Metazoa; Chordata; Mammalia; Primates; Indriidae. Gene Ontology annotation, molecular function: kinesin binding. The record is from RefSeq and is a predicted model, not a curated record. Gene Ontology annotation, biological process: axo-dendritic transport.
GCAAGAUCGGCAGCAAGACCGACAGAUUGCGGGUCCAGGAGAGCAGCUCCCAGCGCCGCGUUUCCCUGUGACCCCGCAGCCACUCAGCAGACCUCCCAUCCUUCCCUGCAUCAUCAGGCAUUUGGGAGGCACCCUAAGGUGAUUCAGAGCCUGUUAGUAGGUGAUCGUGACAGAGACAAAGCCCAUGGAAGUGACUGGGCUGGGAGUGACCAGACUGGGUGACUUCUCCCUGGCCAGGAUGUCAGGCCUGGUGUUGGGGCAGCGGGAUGAACCUGCAGGGCACCGGCUCAGCCAAGAAGAGAUCCUGGGGAGCACGCGGCUAGUGAGCCAAGGGCUGGAGGCCCUACACAGUGAACACCAAGCUGUGCUGCAAAGCCUGUCCCAGACUAUUGAGUGUCUGCAGCAGGGAGGCCAUGAGGAAGGGCUGGUACAUGAGAAGGCCCGGCAACUGCGCCGUUCUAUGGAAAACAUUGAGCUCGGGCUGAGUGAGGCUCAGGUAAUGCUGGCUCUAGCCAGCCACCUGAGCACAGUGGAGUCAGAGAAACAGAAGCUGCGGGCUCAGGUGCGGCGGCUAUGCCAGGAGAACCAGUGGCUCCGGGACGAGCUGGCCGGCACCCAGCAGCGGCUACAGCGCAGUGAACAGGCUGUGGCUCAGCUGGAGGAGGAAAAGAAGCACCUGGAGUUCCUGGGGCAGCUGCGGCAGUAUGACGAGGAUGGGCACACUGCGGAGGAGAAGGAAGGCGAUGCUUCCAAGGAUUCCCUGGAUGACCUCUUCCCCAAUGAGGAGGAAGAGGACCCUAGCAAUGGCUUGUCUCGUGGCCAGGGCUCUGCAGCAGCCCAGCAGGGUGGAUAUGAGAUCCCAGCAAGGUUGCGUACAUUGCACAACCUGGUGAUCCAGUAUGCUGCCCAGGGUCGCUAUGAGGUGGCCGUGCCACUGUGUAAGCAGGCACUAGAGGACCUGGAGCGCACAUCUGGCCGUGGCCAUCCUGACGUUGCUACCAUGCUCAACAUCCUUGCUUUGGUGUAUCGGGACCAGAAUAAGUAUAAGGAGGCUGCCCACCUGCUGAAUGAUGCCCUCAGUAUCCGGGAGAGCACCCUGGGCCGGGACCACCCUGCUGUGGCUGCCACACUUAACAAUCUGGCUGUGCUCUAUGGCAAAAGGGGCAAAUACAAGGAGGCGGAGCCAUUAUGCCAGAGGGCACUGGAGAUUCGAGAAAAGGUCCUGGGCACUGACCACCCAGAUGUGGCAAAGCAGCUGAACAACCUGGCUUUGUUGUGCCAGAACCAGGGCAAGUAUGAGGCUGUGGAACGCUAUUACCAGCGGGCACUGGCCAUCUAUGAGGGGCAGCUGGGGCCAGACAACCCUAAUGUAGCUCGGACCAAGAACAACCUGGCUUCCUGUUACCUGAAACAGGGCAAAUAUGCUGAGGCUGAGACACUAUACAAAGAGAUCCUGACCCGUGCCCACUUGCAGGAGUUUGGGUCUGUGGAUGGCGACCACAAGCCCAUCUGGAUGCAUGCAGAGGAGCGAGAAGAAAUGAGCAAAAGCCGGCAACGUGAGGGCAGCACACCCUAUGCUGAGUAUGGAGGCUGGUACAAGGCCUGCAAAGUGAGCAGCCCCACAGUGAACACUACUCUGAGAAACCUAGGAGCUCUGUACAGGCGCCAGGGAAAGCUAGAGGCAGCUGAGACCCUGGAAGAAUGUGCCCUGCGUUCCUGGAAACAGGGCACUGACCCUAUCAGCCAGACCAAGGUGGCAGAGCUGCUUGGGGACGGUGACAGUAGAAGGACCUCCCAGGAAGGCCCUGGGGACAGUGUGAGGUUUGAGGGAGGUGAAGAUGCUUCUGUGGCUGUCGAGUGGUCAGGGGAUGGCAGUGGGACCCUGCAGAGGAGUGGCUCUCUGGGCAAGAUCCGGGAUGUGCUUCGUAGAAGCAGUGAACUCCUGGUGAGGAAGCUCCAGGGGACCGAGCCUCGGCCCUCCAGCAGCAACAUGAAGCGAGCAGCCUCCUUGAACUAUCUGAACCAACCCAGUGUUGCACCCCUCCAGGUCUCCCGGGGCCUCAGUGCCAGCACCACGGACCUCUCUUCAAGCAGCUGACAUUCAACCCAAUCCCCAGGUCUGCUGGGUCCCCCCACAGUCCUCACAGCAUUCCCCAUUCCUCCUGGCUCUUUCCCACCCCAAGGUGGGACAGUGAAGGGGGAGCAGUUUAACCAGAAGAUUGCUGCUGCCCUUAGGGUCUCAGCUCCCUCCUCAGGAAUCCCCCUUAGGGAAUAGCCCUCAGGAUACCCCCUCCUCACCCUGUGGUCUUCUAGAGUAGCUAGCUCUGAGGCCCCCAAGGUGGGUAAGACGCAGGUAUACACCUCAGAGAUGCAGCCUGCUGCUGGCUUUUCUGUCAGAGAGUUUGGGGUCGGCCAGCCAAGCAGCCUUGGUCUGGCCUCUCCUGUUCUGCCUCUCUGCUGCCUCACUUCAGGUCCAUGUAUUUCACUUUUCUUAAAUAAAAGAAUCAGGUAACCUUUC